Hansenula ciferrii is the source of this 627-nucleotide messenger RNA. It is a transcript of the gene ERP2, whose product is annotated as Erp2p. Gene Ontology annotation, biological process: protein retention in ER lumen; endoplasmic reticulum to Golgi vesicle-mediated transport; intracellular protein transport. Gene Ontology annotation, cellular component: Golgi apparatus; endoplasmic reticulum-Golgi intermediate compartment; COPII-coated ER to Golgi transport vesicle. The record is from RefSeq and is a predicted model, not a curated record. The transcript has a single exon. NCBI's taxonomy places the organism in Eukaryota, Fungi, Ascomycota, Saccharomycetes, Phaffomycetales, Wickerhamomycetaceae. Bases 1 to 627 code for a protein of 208 amino acids.
AUGAUUUUUAAUAAACUUUGGCAAUUUAUAAUUUCUUUAACUUUUUUAUUAUCAUGCAUUAAAGCAAGUCAAAAAGUUGCAUUAAAUUUAUCACCUUUUGCAAAAGAAUGUAUUUUCCAUGAAUUAAAUGAUGAUGAUCAUUCUUUAGUUAUUAAUUAUCAAGUUUUACAAGGUGGUAAUUUUGAAUUAGAUUUUGAAAUUACUUCUCCAAAAGGUGAAUCAAUAAUAAAACAAACAAAUGAAAAAUAUGCUGAUUUUUUAUUGAAAACUUUUGGUUUAGGUGAAUAUACUUUUUGUUUUACAAAUCCUUUUAAUGUUAUUAAAAAAGUUGAAUUUUCAAUUGAAUUAGAACAUAAAAAAGAUUCAUCAAAUUCAAAACCAAAAGAUAAAGAUUCAAUUAUUUCUGAACAUUCUUUAGAUGAAAUUGAUAGAAAUAUUAAUAAAAUUGAAAAAAUUUCAAAUUAUUUAAGAGCAAGAGAAUGGAGAAAUAUGUCAACUGUUGAAUCAACAAAUUCAAGAAUUUUUUAUUUAUCAAUUUCAAUUAUUUUAUUAAUGGUGGUUGUUAGUGUUGGUCAAGCUUUAAUUGUUCAAUUUUUAUUUCAAUCACGUACUAAAAAUUAUGUUUAA